Magnolia sinica is the source of this 1337-nucleotide messenger RNA. RefSeq lists its product as uncharacterized. Gene Ontology annotation, molecular function: iron ion binding; inositol oxygenase activity. Gene Ontology annotation, cellular component: cytoplasm. The transcript has 13 exons. Gene Ontology annotation, biological process: inositol catabolic process. Bases 333 to 959 code for a protein of 208 amino acids. Lineage: Eukaryota; Viridiplantae; Streptophyta; Magnoliopsida; Magnoliales; Magnoliaceae. The record is from RefSeq and is a predicted model, not a curated record.
GGCACCUCUUCAGCAAGUGUUUGAGCCAGUAUGAAAAGUUGAGGAAGAAGCAGGCCUUUCUUAACAAUUAUCGAAAGUUCCCAAUGUUUGCAGACAACCAUCUCUCCGAAUUUGAUGAGUCUCGAGAAAUAAUAGAGAGCUUGGUUGAUGAAUACAGAGCAUGUGAGUCACCAGAUUACAUCAAAUGGGAGAUAGAGGACCUGGAUCGAGUACUCACUAGAGAAGUCAGUGUCUCAGGAACAGAGGACUCAAAUAUAGCACUGUAAAGAUGGCCAAGGUGCUUUGGUAACAGCUGAUACUUCUGUGUUACCUGAGAGGCCAUCUGAGCCAAUAUGUUCGGUGGACAAUAUUCGGGUAGCGGAGAGCAGAAUGAAUCAGCUAUGAAGGAUGAUGAGGCAAAUGGAAAGCCAAUGAAGACAUUUGUUCCAUUCACCCCAGCAUUGUUGCAUAAUCCCAAGGGAUUGCCAAUAAGACCGUUGCCGUUAAAGAGAAGGGAGCUAAAGGUUUCUUCAGGGGCUGUAUUAGCCAAGCUAGGAGUGGACCAGAAAACUAGGAAAUUUGAUGAGGAUCAGAUACUGGGUUUCUUUUUUGGUGGAGUUGUACUAAACCAGUUUGGCCUGACUACAAACAUCACAGAUGUUAAAAUUCUCUCAGAAUGGGGAAUCCUUUUCUUGUAUUUAAAGGAAAAUCCUGAUUAUAAAAACCCAGUUUUCAGUACGAAGCUGGGGAUCUACUCAGAGAAUUGUGGUCUCGAUGAAGUCACCAUGUCAUGGGGCCAUGAUGAGUACAUGCACCUGGUGGCAAAGGGACACCAGAUGACUCUCCCGCCAGCCGCGCUCUUCAUCAUCAGAUUCCAUUCCUUUUAUGUUAUGCAUCGCUAUGGAGCUUACACGUAUCUCAUGGAUGACGAGGACAAGGAAAUGUUGAAGUGGCUUCACGUGUUCAAGUGGAAGCUUUAGCAGUUCAAUUGACUCAGUAGGAAGGAGAGCUUCAAGAAAAAAGCAGAAGUGAAAAAGAUAGCAAAUUUUCCUAAGCAGGGAAGAGAGAAAAGAGCAUGAUAUCUGAGCUUGAGAAAGCAUGUGCAGAUAAGAUAGCUGCUGCAGAGUCGUCGCUGAAAAAGAAGAAGCGGUGUACUAGACCGUAUAUGAAAUGAUGCGUGGAAAAGGAGGUUGGAGAUAGUUGGCUAUAUUAGCCAAGCUAGGAGUGCACCACAUGGAGGAUUUUUGUUUUAUUUUUAUGUAUUCAGGCUAUUUUCAACUUAUUAUUGUGAAUAUUAUAUAUAUUUUUAUUGUAAAGUCAUACAAUUUUUGUUUAAUAUUCAUUUUUAAUUGUACUAC